ACUUUCUUCAUAUAAAAAAAGAACCCUGCCCCAGCUGCACAGUCAACACCACAAAUAUUUUUAAAUUAAACUCAGCCCUCCCUCCCCCAUUCUUACUUUUGGGGUUUCGUACCUCGUUGUAAGUGGGCACUUAUAAGUAAUGGCCCUGAAGCGAGCAGGAGCGACGCUGGUGGUGCAGACUGGCCAAUUGUGGCGACGACCUCUGACUCUCAGUUCACCUGUCCUCGCUAAGGAUAUCGACACUCAAGUAACACACACAGGACAGAAAUUUGAAAAUGACGACUAUCGUCUCGUCCGUUUCGAGGGGAAGAGUAAGCACGUAAACAAGAAAUUCGCAAUUGACCUGAUUAACAGCGUCCCCCCAGCCAAACGGGAAGAUCGAGUAGUCUGUUGUGAUGGUGGUGGUGGGCCCUUGGGUCAUCCCAAAGUCUACAUUAACCUUGACCAGCCCGGCAACCAUAUUUGUGGUUAUUGCGGACUCCGUUUUACAAAGCCGGAACAUCAUCACUAAUAAAAGUUCAUGUGUUUGCCUCUCAUUAAAUGGAGUUAAUAUUCUAUUCUUAGUCGUGUAAAGUCAAAGUUAACAAAAUUGUAGGUGUAAGUAAAUACAAAUAAAUAAAACUAAAACAUCUAUAGUGAAA
This is a messenger RNA of Folsomia candida, 641 nucleotides long. It is a transcript of the gene ND-13A, whose product is annotated as NADH dehydrogenase [ubiquinone] iron-sulfur protein 6, mitochondrial. NCBI's taxonomy places the organism in Eukaryota, Metazoa, Arthropoda, Collembola, Entomobryomorpha, Isotomidae. Bases 140 to 511 code for a protein of 123 amino acids. Gene Ontology annotation, biological process: mitochondrial electron transport, NADH to ubiquinone. The record is from RefSeq and is a predicted model, not a curated record. The transcript is spliced from 3 exons.